Penicillium brasilianum is the source of this 1740-nucleotide messenger RNA. The record is from the annotation of a GenBank genome assembly. Lineage: Eukaryota; Fungi; Ascomycota; Eurotiomycetes; Eurotiales; Aspergillaceae.
AUGAUCCCAAAGAUUCGCAGUACUAGCAGUCAGACACACCUGUCAUCUCCAUCCACCAUUGAUCCUGAGCAUGAGGAAGACUAUCCACCACUGGAAUCUGUCCCUGACCAAGAACCCCUAGCGACUCCCACCAAAUCUAAGAGGAGGAAAUCCAGACGAAAGUCCAAGCAUGAUGAUGCUCCUCCCCCACCGCCUCCCCAUCGUUCUCCGAGCUCCUCCUCGAACAAGCUUUCCAAUAGCCCCGUGCUUACACCGUCGGGUGUUCGACUCAAGCGCCGAGGCUCUUCGCCGCUGAAGCAUGAAUAUGAGCCUUCGACUGCUUCAGAUUACUCCGAAACCGACUCUGAUGCGUCGACUGUGCGACGUUACACUUAUUCCUCGUCCGAAUACUCGCAAUCCUCCACGGACUCGGACUCUUAUUCCUCGGCAUCGGAUGAGGAGGAAGAUGUGUCUGAUCUCCCCAAGCCAAAAGCCAUUCACUCUACUACGUCUGAUGCGAGCUCGCUGUCUCCUUCCAACUCUGCGUCGCAAGGUGGAUAUCGUACUGUACCAUUGCAACCAACAAAGUCGACCAAGGCGAUUGCAUCGAUUUUUGCUUGGUCUGACAAGGGUAGCUGGGAUAGCCUAGUUCCCGAUGAGUGCUCUAUCAUCGUCAGCCCUGGCCUGAUUGAGGCUUUCAAGAUGGCGUCUGACUCGAACCCAUCGUCGAGACCUCUCAUCUCUAUGGAACUCACACCGCUGGUUCCGAUUCGCCGAGGUACCGCGAUCGAUAUCAGCAUCCGCUCACCUCCCACGGACCGAUCUAAGAUCACAUCCAGCAACAAUAUCAUGUUCCGAUCUCGCAGCCCUGAUGAAUGUGACGCUCUUUACAGUCUUAUCAACCAAGCCCGAAUCAAUAACCCUACUUACAUCGCCCUUCAAAAUGCCCGCGGCCCUGUUUAUGACAACCACAUGCCCACCUUUGAGCAGCCCGAUAGCAGAGAAGGAAACCGCUGGUUCGGGUUCCCUCGUCGCAGAAAGAGCUAUCGUGCCUCCGAUUCCCCGCGCUCUCUGGCCGAGGGCUCUGAGAGUAGUGUCGGUACAAUGAGCAGCGCAUUCUCUGCCCUGAAGCGCUUUGGUGGCGGCAGUAAGAUGUUCAAUAUCUCUCGCUCGACUGUGGAAUCUCGUAGCGGCCGCGAAGGUAGCAUGUACUCCGGCUCAGGGGGCUCUUCCGACCCCUCCCCAUCAUCAGGCAUUGGCCGGAUUGCCGCUGCAAUCAAGGGCGCCGACGGCAUUGGCCUUUCAAAUGCCAAGAUCCGUCUCUACCUUCGCGAGUCUGCCUCCAAGUGGCGGGACAUGGGUGCUGCCCGUUUGACAAUCAUGCCUGCACCAUUGAAGAACCCGCCCUCUCGCCCUGGGACCGCCGUCAGUGCUCGUAGUGAAGGCAGCCGGGACGAUAGUACUUCACCACCAAGUUCAGGUGCGGCUACACCACGCCGUGAUGUGGAGCCCGAAAAACGCAUCAUCAUCCGUGGCAAGACGCGAGGCGAAGUUUUGCUGGAUGUGUGCCUCCCAGAAAGUUCGUUUGAGCGUAUUGCUCGCACCGGUAUUGCUGUCUCUGUGUAUGAGGAGAAUGAAGGUGGCAUCAUUGCCCAAAAAGGUGGUGUGAACACCAGUACCCAGCGCAUCUACAUGAUCCAGUUGAAGUCCGAAGCCGAGGCGGCGUAUACCUUUGGCCUUGUGGGUAAACUGCGGUAUUAG